AUGUCUCAAGAACUGUACUUUGGUAGAAGCUGUUACAGGAGAAAGAUGAAUCAAGAAGGAAAAUAUUAUAUUGUCUUGUUCUAUGAAGCGACAUCGUGGUAUGACGUCAUAGAUCUAGUAGCCCCCAACUACCUCAUAUCGCCGGUUGUUCUUACAGUACAUUAUAUUUCAGAUGUUGAAGACACACCUGCUAUGAUAUUUGAGCAUUGGGAUGAGUUUAACAGCAUACCCGGAUAUUUUCUCUACAACAACCAAUCAAACUCCAAAGAGAAUGUAGUAUAUGAGAUAAAGGCUGUUAAAGAGAAAAUCUUUGUUGCCACCACUAGGGUCUGCUUCUAUUUCAAUGAACCAUGUUUAUGCAACAUGACCUAUGACCGGACUACAGAGAAAACAAGUGCCUCACCAACAUCGCAACCGACUGUAGAAGAUGACGUGUCAACGGCAACAUCACAACCGACUGUAGAAGAUGACGUGUCAACGGCAACAUCACAACCGACUGUAGAAGAUGACGUGUCAACGGCAACAUCACAACCGACUGUAGAAGAUGACGUGUCAACUGCAACAUUACAACCGACUAUAGAAGAUGACGUGUCAACGGCAACAUCACAACCGACUGAAGAAGAAGUCGUUUCAACUGCAAUAUCACAACCGACUGUAGAAGAUGACGUGUCAACGGCAACAUCACAACCGACUGUAGAAGAUGACGUGUCAACGGCAACAUCACAACCGACUGUAGAAGAUGACGUGUCAACUGCAACAUCACAACCGACUGUAGAAGAUGACGUGUCAACGGCAACAUCACAACCGACUGUAGAAGAUGACGUGUCAACUGCAACAUCACAACCGACUGUAGAAGAUGACGUGUCAACGGCAACAUCACAACCGACUGUAGAAGAUGACGUGUCAACGGCAACAUCACAACCGACUGAAGAAGAAGUCGUUUCAACUGCAACAUCACAACCGACUAUAGAAGAUGACGUGUCAACGGCAACAUCACAACUGACUGUAGAAGAUGACGUGUCAACGGCAACAUCACAACCGACUGUAGAAGAUGAAGUGUCAACGGCAACAUCACAACCGACUGUAGAAGAUGACGUGUCAACUGCAACAUCACAACCGACUGUAGAAGAUGACGUGUCAACGGCAACAUCACAACCAACUGUAGAAGAUGACGUGUCAACGGCAAGAUCACAACCGAGUGUAGAAGAUGACGUGUCAACGGCAACAUCACAACCGACUGUAGAAGAUGACGUGUCGAGUGCAACAUCACAACCGACUGUAGAAGAUGACGUGUCAACGGCAAGAUCACAACCGAGCGUAGAAGAUGACGUGUCAACGGCAAGAUCACAACCAACUGAAGUAGUUGUGUCAACGGCAACAUCACAAGGAACUGCAGAAUGUUUCACAACUACGGGAGUUCCUGAAGACAAUGUAGGAAGCAGUUUUUCAAGUGCUAUGGAUUUGGCAAGGCGAUUGGCCAACACAAGUGUAGGCCCUAUGGAAGCGAGCAGAAUGAUAAGGUCGAUAGCCCAAAACCUAAACUCAAGCUUACAUUCCAAGUUCUCAAGACGACCUGCCGACGUACUACAUCUUUUUGAUGUUUUAGCUCACAAACUGAAGGAGCCGGGAAUGAAAAUCGAGUCAGAUGUCUUGGAGAUUUUUGGGAUGGUUGUGGACAGCCUCGCCAGUAGCACCAAUGAUGACGUUGACAGCCACGAAAAUGACAUAGCAAAAAUAAUGCUGUCUCUUGAAGACAUUGUGAAAGCAAGUCUUUACUCACUAAAGGAGAGAAAAUCUGAAUGUAUUUUCUCAAAGUUAUUCAUAGGAAGGUAUACAGGUACAGUGAGGUUUCCAGAUGGUGAUCUAGUGCAUAAAGACUCUUGGCUACCUGGAUCUGAAAAUCAAAUAUAUGUGACAAUGGAGACCAAAGAAGAACAAGAAAAGUUUGCAGUCAUCAUUCACAGACUGUCUAACAAUUUUGUUAUUCCCAGGAUGGCCAGAGCUGGCGACAUUAGGCUAUCAAAUGAAGGAGAAAGCUUGACUGUGGGCAGCAAUGUCGUGUCAAUAUCUUCCCUUGGUGCUGUACAGGAUGUCACCGUUAACUUGAUUUUCUCCGUCCAACAGUCCGAACUGAACACCCCUCAAUGUGCUUUCAUUGACACCAGGUUAAGCAAAGGGACAAACGUCUACUGGUCUGAUGUAGGCUGUCGAAUCGUCUCUCAAAACUUUACUCACGUUGUUUGCACCUGCCAGCAUAUGACCAACUUUGCCGUCCUAAUGAGCAGGUUUGAUAAUAGAGAUGACAACCUUGAACUUACCUGGAUGACCAAGGUCGGGAUAUACAUAUCCUUCAGCUGCUGUGCUCUUGCAUCAGCAAUUUUUAUUCUCACCUGGAAGAGCAUACGAAGUGACAAGAAUUUACUCCAUUUACACUUGUGUGGUUGUUUGAUGGUUGGCUACAUCCUGUUUAUGUAUGGAAGUGACAAAACGGAGGACAAAGGCACUUGUUCGAUUAUAGCCAUGUUUCUCCAGUAUAUCUUCCUAGCCGUGUUUUGCCUAAUGUUGGGCGAGGGCAUUCAGAUCCUAAGGACGGUUGUCUACGUCUUUCAAACGCAAUCCAUUGUGAAUGACAUUUUGACAAUGGCUUAUGGUGCCCCUUUGACAAUCGUUAUGGUAUCAUUGUACGCAACGUUCUUCCAUGGCUAUGGCGAUGACAAACAUUGCUGGCUAACCUCAGAAAGAGGCGUCAUUUGGGCAUUCCUUGUGCCUGUCAUUGUGAUACUGAUUAUCAAUGGCAUAAUUUUGGUGUACAUUAUCAUCACAAUGCUGAGGACGAGAGCCAUGAGAGAUAGAUCUCACUAUCAAAGAGCGACUUCAGCUUUCAGGGCCAUUUUGGUUUUGUCCUGUCUCCUAGGCUCUUCCUGGUUUGUGGGCAUCCUCACUCUUAUUGACAAAUCUAUCUACACACAGUAUGUUUUCAUUGCCGUGACUAGCUCUCAGGGCUUCUUAAUUCUUUUCUUCCACUGUCUUGGCCAAAAGGAGGUCCGGCAAGCUCUCUGGAAUUUAUGCAGAAGACGUACAUUUUAAUGGUGCCAAUUAAUACCUGAGUAAAUCAACACAAUUGUCUAAAUAUUCUGGAGUUCAUCAUGGAAAAUAAAUUUAGACUAGUAUGAGCUGUCUUGUUUAAAAAAUUAUAGAAGUUGUAUUCUUUUUUAGAAUUCGGAAUUUUUUAAGUAAAGUAGGUUAACAAUUAUCAAUGUAUUAAAAUGCAAAACCAAAAGUGUUAAAAGCUAAUUAUAAAAUAAAAGCAAUGACUAAUUAAUUAGUUUUGAAACACCUAGUUGUGCAAGCAAAGCCCAUUAUUGAAAUACAAAUUAAUUUAUUAAUUCUAGCUUAUUUAAAAAAAAACUUUUUCUCUGUUCUCUUACUCAUGAUUGUGUUUGCAAAUGAAUUAACAAAAUAAUUUUUGGUUUAUAACAAAAAUGAACCCAAAAAAAUGUAAAGCUUUUAAAUUUUUGGAAAUUUUUUUUUUUCAAUUUAAAUUUUAAGUUUAAUGAUUAGGGUAAAUAAAAGCAAACAAAUUAGUUGUCAUUUGUGCGCUUUGAUGAAUCAAGUUUAUUUAUCUCUUCUCAAUCCUUAAUGAUAACCUGGAUGUUGAGGUAGAUGAGGGAAUCACCAUUUUAAAAUGGUGAAAUUUUUUGUAGUUCUUUUUCAGCCUUCUAUGUAACAGUGUAACCACUAAAAAAGUCUUGCAGAUUUAAAUCUGUUGCAGUCCUAUAGUAGACCCUUGACAUUCUAGCAGAUAUGAGAGCAUGUUGUGCUCCUAUAUCAGUCUUAAGUAACUAUGUAAUUUUAUUAUGACAGUCGAGUAGUUUUACUUUUUAGAAUAAGUGUUGAAUUUUAUGCUGUCAACCUACCAGUCAAAACAAUUAAAUUUGUUUUUUUCAGUAGGGCCUAGUUUCCCUUUAAAUAAGUCAAAAACAGUAGUCUCCCCUUAGUUAAGUCGAUAGGGCGCUUUUUUAGAUAGGUACAAACUUCACGUUUGUAAGACCCAUUAAGUCCGGCAAGAAAAAAAUAACACUGUACAAGCGUGUCUUUUCUUUUCUCCUGAUAUUUAAAAAAUAAUAUUGUUUCAUUGAUUGGUUUCUUAAAAAAUUACUUUAAAAAUUUUGUUCAGUAUGGGAGUUAGCUUAGAAAAUAUUGCUUUACAUAUGCUUUUAUUUGCCUAUAACCUCUUUACUGUAUAGUAGUUGUUUAAGCUAUGUUAAUAGGCCUAUAAUCAAUGUAUGAAACAAUUCUCACAUUUUUGAAAAACUGAUUUAAUGUAAUAAAGGGCAGAGUGUUUUGUUAAAAGCAGGAUAAUUCAACAACAGUUUAUAAAUAAAUUUAUUUAUUUCUGUGAGAAUUUUAAAAAAUAGCCUAACCUAAUUUUACAAUACUUAGUGUUACUAGGUAGGCUCCUAUAAAUAAUUUUUUUUAAUAUGAAGUAGAUAUACAUUAAAUUAUUUAUUUAUAGGCCUAAUAUUGAUUUUAUUGGUAUUUUAGAAUACAAUGUAGAUUGUAGGCCUGCUUGCAAAUAUUACUGUAAUCUGCUUCUAGUCAUAAUUGUAUAGGGUUCAGUAAGUUGGAAUUUUAAAAAUUAUUGUCUUAGUUUUAAACUUGCAUUUAAGUGUGGUGUAAAAAUAUAGAUCUACUUUGAAAAUAUAAUUUUUUUUUGCAUCAUACCAAGUUAAGUAUUAGAUUAAUAUUAUUAUUGGGUAAAUAUUUUUGUUGUUUUGAAACUCCAAAAUCUCUACCCCAUGUAAAACAGCUAAGGUUAACCAUGUAAAUAUUUUUGUUGUUAUGAAACGCCAAAAUCUCUACCCCAUGUAAACCAGCUAAGGUUAACUAUGCAAAUAUUUUUGUUGUUUUGAAACUAUUUUAAAUCUCUACGCCAUGUAAACAAGCUAAGAUUAACCAUGUAAAUAUUUUUGUUGUUAUGAAACAUAAAAUCUCUACCCCAUGUAAACCAGCUAAGGUUAACAAUGCAAAUAUUUUUGUUGUUUUGAAACUCCAAAAUCUCUACCCCAUGUAAACCAGCUAAUGUUAACCAUGUAAAUAUUUUUGUUGUUUUGAAACUAUUUUAAAUCUCUACCCCAUGUAAACCAGCUAACGUUAACUAUGCACAUAUUUUUGUUGUUUUGAAACUCUUAAAUCUCUACCCCAUGUACUAUUAGGAGAACUCAUCAAUUAUUUGGUUGUUAGAAAACUUUUAAAUCUGUUUAACCAUCCUCAACCCGUCCACUUCAAAGCCGUCUUUGAUCUUGUCUUAUGAAAUGGGAUCAUUUGAUCUCAUGAUUAUGUAUCCGUCCCCUAACUUAUAUCAUUAUUUAGAAUUGGGUUCGUUUUUUCUUGUACUACUUCUGCUUUUAUGUGACUUUGUAAUCAUGACAGUCUAAUACACUGAAAGAAUACGUAUUUUUUGCGGUCAGGAUAAUUAACCCUAUCAGAACAAUGGAAUUUAUUUCGGUAGUAUCCCCUUUCUUUGGUUAAAGUAGGUCUAGGCUGAGAUGAUUGAGAUUAUUUUUUAAAUUUAUUUUAUCCCCCUUCUAUUUGCGUCAGGCAACUAAAAAUUUCCCUACAUAAGACAUAAGGGAGCCUGCCUGUUUCUCUUAGUAUACCUAAAUAACAAUGACAUUUUUCUCUUCCUGUGAAAUGACAUCUAGAAAUAAAUAUAUAGGACAACAAUGGAUAGCCAGGAGAGAUCUCAGAAAUUAUUUUUUUGACCUAAACUUUUAUAUUUCUGUAUUGUGUUACAAAUAAUUUUAAAUUCAUUUUUUCAUGUAUUUUUGAUCAACUUUCAUACAAUGAAUUCCACUAGAUCUACUGCUAUUAGAAAGCUGGGCUGAAAAUUAAUUGUGAAAUAAUUACUAUACUUUUUAUAUAUACAUUUAUAUUAAGAAAUUUUCAAAAACCACCAAACCAAUUUUUUUGCUAAUAUUUUUUUUUAUUUUUAAUAAUUACAAACAUAUUUUGUGAUAUUCAUUAUACUUUUUGUUUAUUUAAAAUAUAGGUGUUUAUCUGUUAUUACACCAUAUAUUUUAAUAUAAUGCAUUUUUUAAAUAUUUACUAUAAUCUGCUUUUACUCAUAAUUGUAUAAGGUUCAUUGCACAGGAUUUUAUUUAAAUAAUUGUUAUAUAAGGAUAAUUGAGUGGGAUUGUAUUUAUAUUUAAGCCUUAUAAGGCUAAUUAUGUGGAAUUAUUUAUUUAAAUUAUUGUCUUUCAAGGGUCAUUGCUUGGUAUUUUAUUGAAAUUAUUGCCUUAUUUUAUAACUUACAUUCCAGUGUGAUAAAUAAAUGUACAUUUUAUUAAAGAACUUUUCUUUGUAUUAGCAUUUUUAAAUAUUUACUAUAAUCUGCUUUUGCUAAUAAUUUUACAUGGUUCAUUGCAUAGGAUUUUAUUAAAUAGUUAUGUAAGGGUAAAUUGCAUGGGGUUUUAUUAAAUAGUCAUGUAAGGGUAAAUUGCAUGGGGUUUUAUUAAAUAGUCAUGUAAGGGUAAAUUGCAUGGGGUUUUAUUAAAUAGUCAUGUAAGGGUAAAUUGCAUGGGGUUUUAUUAAAUAGUCAUGUAAGGGUAAAUUGCAUGGGGUUUUAUUAAAUAGUCAUGUAAGGGUAAAUUGCAUGGGGUUUUAUUAAAUAGUCAUGUAAGGGUAAAUUGCAUGGGGUUUUAUUAAAUAGUCAUGUAAGGGUAAAUUGCAUGGGAUUUUUAAAAUAGUCAUGUAAGGGUAAAUUGCAUAGGAUUUUAUUAAAUAGUCAUGUAAGGGUAAAUUGCAUAGGAUUUUAUUAAAUAGUCAUGUAAGGGUAAAUUGCAUAGGAUUUUAUUAAAUAGUCAUGUAAAGGUAAAUUGCAUGGCAUGUUAUUAAAAUGAAUUCCUUAUUUUAGAACAUACAUUCCAGUGCAAUAUACAAAUGUACAUUUUUUAAAGAACUUUUCUUUGUAUUAGCAGUCAACAAAGUAAAUCUCUCUACCCCAAGUAUUAUUAGGUUAACCAUACAAAAUAUUUUGUUUGUUUAUGAAACUGUUUUAAAUUUCUACCCCAAGUAUUAUUAGGUUAACCAUACAAAAUAUUUUGUUUGUUUAUGAAACUGUUUUAAAUUUCUACCCCAAGUAUUAUUAGGUUAGCCUUUAAAAAUAUUUUGUUUGUUUAUGAAUCUCUUAAAUCUCUACUCAAGUAUUAUUAGGUAAACUAUAGCAAAUAUUUUGUUUGUUUAUGAAACUAUUUUAAAUUUCUACCCCAAGUAUUAUUAGGACAUAAAAAAUAUUUUGUUUUUUUUAUGAAACUAUCUUAAAGUGCAAAAAUUAUUUAUUAAAAUGUGAUAUAUUUUUUGAUCAAUGUGCAAAAAAGUGUCUAAUUUAGUUUUUUACAUUGAUAUUUCAACCUUCCAUAUUUUUUGCUUAUACAUGUUUUUAAAAAAAACUUAGUCAUUUUACAAUCAUUUGUAUUCAACCAAGGCUAUCAGUUGAUCAGUCAAUUAUGAGCACCAGAAUAGAUUUUCAAAAAAUAUUUUACCGAUCCCUCUGAAUGGCAAAUGUGUGUUUUAAAGAUGCUUUAUUUACUUGCAAAUUAAAAUGCUGC
Molecule: messenger RNA, 7610 nt
Organism: Physella acuta
Lineage: Eukaryota; Metazoa; Mollusca; Gastropoda; Physidae
Biological process (GO): G protein-coupled receptor signaling pathway; cell surface receptor signaling pathway
Cellular component (GO): plasma membrane
Molecular function (GO): G protein-coupled receptor activity
Source: RefSeq, a predicted model, not a curated record